AUGGUUCGGCCAUCACUCCUCGCGUCGCUUGCUGCGGCCGCGUCGAUGGCUGUGGCAAGCAACAGUUGUGCCGAGGCCGUACCCGGCUCUUACAUCUUUGAAUUCGAAGACGGCCAUAGAUUCGAUGCUUUCCACAAGGCUGUCCUUGAGGUCGGGAGAGUACGGUUGAACAUCACAUCUGGGAUCAUGAAUGCCUGCUCCGUUCAGAUAUUUGAUACGAAACAAUCGGAUAAAAUCGCAGAGAAUAUUGCAAAUCUCUUCACCACCAUCAAGACCUAUUCGCAAGUCUGCCGGUAUAGGUCGCUUGUUCCAAAGGCCCCAUCGCCGGGCUCGAAUAAUGAUGUGAGGAAGCGUGGACUGGCGGACGGGGGUGUUGGUGGCUUCCCCCCUCACGUCAUGACGCAAAUAAAUAAGCUGCACGAACAAGGAUUUACGGGAAAGGGGAUUAUAAUCGCCGUCAUUGAUUCUGGUAUUGACUAUAUGCACCCGGCCCUCGGCGGCUGCAUCGGCGACGGCUGCCUGGUCUCAUCCAGUGCCGAUCUUGUCGGCAAUGCCUAUAAGAAGCACAACGAGACUUCUCCAGCUUCCUCAGAUAGUGACCCGAUGAAACAAUGCGAUGGUCAUGGUACUCAAGUUGCUGGCGUUCUCGCUGCUCGGCCGAACAGGUUGCGCUUUUCGGGUGUUGUUCCGGACGCUACCCUAAAAGCAUACCGCGUUGUUGACUGCCAUGGAUCUGGCGAAUCCGAUAUUUUAAUGGCCGCCUAUAAUGAAGCCUACAAUGAUGGCGCGAAUAUCAUUACCGCCUCUAUCGGUGAUUCUUCCUCCGGUUGGGCCCAAGAACCUUGGGCCGUUGUAGUCCAGCGCAUCGUUGAACAAGGCGUCCCCUGCAUUUCACCGGCGGGAAACAGUGGCGAAGCAGGCCCUUUCCAUUCUGACAGUGCCGCCAGCGGAAAGGGGGUGACUUCUGUUGCCCUGAUUGAUAAUAUCUGGACGCCAACAAUCAGAUUUCCGGUCAUCUAUUCUAUUGAUGGUGGCAAGGAUAUUGUCGUCCACGCCAUCGCCCAUUGGAAAAAGAGCGAGUGGAAGAACGAAACGCUCGAGGUCUACGCCACAAGUACGAAUAUAACUGUUGAAGACGAUGCUUGCGAUCCACUACCGAAUAGCACGCCGGACCUAAGCAACAAAAUUGUUCUGAUCCGAUACGGUCAUUGUAUCGUCACGGACAAGAUCACGAAUGCGGUGGCCAAAGGGGCGAAGCAUGUGAUUAUUUACAACAGUUAUUAUGGGGAGCUGAUUGCAUAUUCCUCCGACAAAGCCUCUGUCGGCACGUUGGCGAGAGGCCUAGGCGAAACGUGGAUCAAGGCUAUCAAAAGCGGCAAAAGGGUUGCUGUAAAGAUACCGAUGCUUGAUAAAUCGGAAGGCCGCUUGCUUGAGGCAUUGAAUUUUGCCACCCCCGGUGCUCUGAAUAGGAUGAGCUCUUGGGGCCCUACUUGGGAGAUGGAUCUGAAACCCCAAGUGGCGGCCCCUGGCGGGAAGAUUCUCACCACCUAUCCUAGAGCCCUUGGUAGCUACGGUGUUGGUACCGGAACGUCCUUGGCCUGCCCGUUGGUCGCUGGCAUUGUUGCUCUUAUCGGACAGGUUCGCCGUACAUUCAACCCUGUACUCAUCAACAACCUGCUGUCAUCCACGGCCAAACCACAGCACUUCAACGACGGGACAAGGUACUAUGACGACUACGCGCCAGUGGCCCAGCAGGGAGGUGGUCUCGUCCAGGCAUACGACGCAGCCUUCACCACCACUCUUCUUGAACCAUCUUCCUUGUCGUUCAACGAUACCGAUCAUUUCGUCAAGUCGCUGAACAUGACUAUCAGCAACGUCGGCGAAACGGCGGUUACGUAUACACUCUCCAACUUACCGGCCAUCACAAUGUACACCCUGAGCGAGGAAGGCGUCAAUACUUUCGUAUUCCCCAACGAAAUCGCCCGGGCGGCGGCAUCGAUGAAUUUUAGCCAGCAUUCCGUCACGCUCGAAGCCGGCCACUCAGCCAGCAUCCAGAUAGAGCCGACGCCACCGGCCGGUCUGAACGCAACACGCCUAGCUCUAUGGUCUGGCUGGAUUGUCAUCAACGGAACUGAUGAUAGCUCUCACUCCAUACCGUAUCAGGGUCUGACCGGGUCGCUUCGUAAAGCGACUGUUUUACCGCCCGGCAGUGUCAAGAUGGCGCUCGCUACGAACCAGUUGAACUAUGAUAUCAUAGCGGCCAACGUGACAAACGUAACCUUUACCCUUCCAAGACCGGAGAUCAAGAACGGUACAGAAGUCAAGCUGCCCGCGCUCAUCGCCGAACUAGCCGUCGGCUCGCCCCUCCUAACAGCACACAUUGUGCCCCUGAGGCGCUGUGUUGGGAUGAACCUAACGGCAGACCGUUGGGGCCUCGAGUCGUUGGGCCAGCCGUACCGGUUCAAGGGCAAGCUCCGCGGAAGUGGGGAAACAGCACACGUCUGGAACGGACGGCUCGAUUCUGGAUUGUACGCGCCGGAGUGCAAGUAUAAGUUCGUCGUCGGCGCACUGGGCAUCUUUGGCAACGCUUCGAAUAGGGCCGACUGGGAUGUGCGUGAAACGUCUCCGUUCGAGAUUAAGUACUCGUGA
This is a messenger RNA of Drechmeria coniospora, 2649 nucleotides long. RefSeq lists its product as uncharacterized. Lineage: Eukaryota; Fungi; Ascomycota; Sordariomycetes; Hypocreales; Ophiocordycipitaceae. The record is from RefSeq and is a predicted model, not a curated record. The coding region runs from base 1 to 2649 and encodes 882 amino acids. Gene Ontology annotation, cellular component: membrane; cytosol; cell wall. The transcript has 3 exons. Gene Ontology annotation, molecular function: tripeptidyl-peptidase activity; serine-type endopeptidase activity. Gene Ontology annotation, biological process: proteolysis.